AUGUCUCAAAAUGGAGUGACUCGCGAUUAUCGCGUCGUGGUGGUUGGACCACCGGUGGUUGGAAAAUCUGCCCUCACCAUCCGUCUGACGCAGUCUGAGUUCGCAACUGACUAUGACCCAACCAUAGAAGACUCCUACAAACACUACUGUGAGAUAGACGGGGUCUCGUCUUCGCUCGAUAUCCUGGAUACCGCAGGUCAGGAGGAAUACUCUUCGAUGAGAGACCUGUAUAUGAGCAGUGGAGAGGGUUUCGUCCUAGUAUUCAGCUUGACCGAUCGCAAGACCUUCGAGGAGAUCACCGGUUUCUACAACCAAAUCGUGAGAGUAAAAGGGGAGAGCUCAUCGUUUGUUCCCUUGAUGCUCGUUGGUAACAAGAGUGAUUUGCAGAGUGAGAGAGAAGUGAGCUCUAGCGAAGGAAUAGCCCUUGCCAAAAGAUUUGGUGCAGCUUACAUCGAGUCUUCUGCGAAGACCAACGUCAACGUCUCCGACGCCUUCUACGGCCUGGUCAAAAUUAUUAGCGCAGGCAGUUUACUCUCUGCAAACCUGACCAAUGUUCUUGAACCUUCGGAAGAAGAUAUUGCCAACGCUGCCAAGGCCUCUGCCAAUGCCAAGGUAUCUAAAAAGGCCUCUACAUCCGCUCCAGCUGCAGCUACUGAGCAACAGACGAGUACUACCAGGCCAGGUGUUAGCCAAAAGACCGCUACUACCACUCCUGCUGCUCCCAAGGAGUCUGGUGGAUGUUGUGUCAUUGUUUAA
Molecule: messenger RNA, 756 nt
Organism: Kuraishia capsulata CBS 1993
Lineage: Eukaryota; Fungi; Ascomycota; Pichiomycetes; Pichiales; Pichiaceae
Exons: 2
Coding region: 1-756 (251 amino acids)
Biological process (GO): signal transduction
Cellular component (GO): plasma membrane
Molecular function (GO): GTPase activity; GDP binding; GTP binding
Source: RefSeq, a predicted model, not a curated record